AUGCCAGUAUGUGGGAAGGACACGUCACUCCCUUCCGUGCCUCGUUCCAAAGGCUGCCUCACCUGCGUUGCCCGAAAGUCUCGUUGUGAUGGUAGAAGACCUACGUGCCAAGCUUGCGAAGGCCGGAAACAGGUUUGCAGAGGAUACCGCAGGGACAACUUUGUGUUCCUGAAUGACGGAUGGCGAGCUCCUGGCGUAUCCAAGGCGGGACGCAACAAGCCCUCAAAGCCCAGGGACAAAUCGCCUGCCUAUGCCAACCGAGGACAAAUAAAUGACUCGGGAAAUCGGGCUCAGGAAGAGCCCGGUCCCUGUAUCAUGGCGGCAUCCCCUCCUCUUUACCGGAGGCCGUCAAUUGACAGGAUCCAGCUCAGCGCAGCCUUCUUCAUGACCGGGUUUGCAACGAAGUUUAUCACAACCCCUCAUUUCAUGGCCAGUCUAUUCCGCAUAUACUUCUCUGUUGAUUCUUAUGCAACUAUCAAUGCUGGUGCGAGUGCAUCCCUCAGGACGCCAGCAGUAUUGGCUGUCAAUGCUCUUGCUCAAGGGCAUUUCGGCAGAGCUAUGGGCGACGCAGAAUCUGUUGAGCAAAGUUUCCAUAAAUACGGCCUCGCCUUGAAAUCAAUGACAUCGUCCAUCUCGGCUCUGGGGUUCAGCAGUCUCACCCUUGAUGGCGUAUGCGAGGAGAAUUGGCAACAUUUCGCAUUCUUCUGCGUUGUCAUGACUUUUUGGGAACUCAAAAUGUGCCCUCUAUCCACAAAUUGGCAAAGCCAUAUCCGCGCUCUAUCCGACGCCAUUGCUCUGAGAGGGGAAGAUCACCCGUACUCGAAAACCAAUAAGCAGCUCAUAGCCGCUUCGCGGUUAAUGAUUUCAUUGCAAACACUCUCUUCCCGGCAAUUGGGUAGUCUGACACCCUACGAAUGGCGAAAGAGGUCUACCAUCCGUUCUGCCUGGCUUACUGAGGCGAAAACGACGAUAUAUACCAGCGAGGAUCUGAUUCCAUCCUGGGGAACCGAGAUCUAUACCUUUCUAGAUUCUUUGAUGGAUUCUCUCCCAACGUUGGCGAGCCUGAUAAGUCGAUAUGACAAGCUUGUCGUUCAACUUCUCCAGACUGGCAGGGCGAACGACAGUGAGCCUAGUCAAGCUUUACUAGAGCUUUAUCAUGAAGCGGAAACCCUGUUGAGCCAAACACAAUUAUCAGCGACGGUAUGGCAAAAAAAGGUUUAUGAGGUUCCAAUCACCGACUGCCAAUCGAAUCCAAACGCCGACCAAGAGGAGGCAAAGGGUCAUUCGAAGUUCUGGCAUACGUUUGAACAGGACUUGCACUCAUUAUUUGACACCGUCCUUCACUUCCACUCAAUGCACGAAUAUCAGGCCUUCACUCUGUACUGGACCGUUGUCAUAUCAUUACACCUGCAGCUGGCGGAUAUGCUCUCGGUGAUGAUGGCCAUCAACUCACAAUUCAUACCAGCCGAUCCCGGAAAAGAGAUCCGUCAUCACCGCGCCCAACUCGUCGGGUAUGCGGAGAAUGUGCUUCGGGCCAUUGCCUUCGCAGAGAACGUCGCUAACAGAAGACUUGCACCGUUUUUCAUCACCACCGCUUUCCAGAUGACGACCGUCGUUCUGGAAAAGGAGUGUGAGGCCCUGCGAGGGGAACACGGGAAUCUGGAGAUCGUCCGCCGGUAUGAAGCGAUGAAGGCUCUGGCGUGGCGAUACAUGAAAUGGGGCUUGCAAACUAAGAUUCCGAUCAAACUAGACACCACAGGCCGUCUAUCUUGA
Molecule: messenger RNA, 1773 nt
Organism: Clonostachys rhizophaga
Lineage: Eukaryota; Fungi; Ascomycota; Sordariomycetes; Hypocreales; Bionectriaceae
Source: the annotation of a GenBank genome assembly